AUGGCAGAAGAGAAGAAACCACACUUGCAGCCACCGCCGUCGUGGUCAGCCCUCCCGCUGGACCUAGCAGGCCUGGUGCUCAGCCUGCUCCCCGAGUACGCCGACCGCGCCCGCUUCGCCGCGGUGUGCCCCCAGUGGCGUGCGGCCGCGAGGCAGCAGCCCCAGACCCCGCCACUGCCGCUGCUCGCGCUCCCGGACGGCACCUUCUACAGCCUCCUCUCCGGCAAACCCUUCCGCUUCCCUGGCUGCGGCUUCGCUGGGUACGAGAGCGUCUGUGGCAGCUGGCUCGUCUUCCCGCGUGACGACGGGUGCUUCCUGGUCAAUCCAUUCUCUGGGGCCACCGUGACGCUCCCUGCUCUCUCCAGCGUCCGACUCCGGCCUCCAAAUGCAGUCGCUAAAUGGUCAGGCCACAGAAGUGCAAAGAUUGCCGACCCUUACAUCACAUGGAUGCAUAUCAAUACAUCAGAACAGCUGCACAUAAGUAAGCUACUCAUGUGCUCGGCAAACCUUGUUGCUGCACUGGUUGGAAUUGGGCACACCAGUCAGAUUCUAAUGUGCCAGCCAGGGGCAUUGUCCUGGUCAGUGCGUGCUUAUGAUCAGUGUAAGAGGUUCGAAGACAUGGCAUUCUACCAGGGAAAGCUCUAUGCCAUUGCUGAUGACGAGAACCUCCUUGUGGUGAACAUCAGCCAGGACCAUAGCACUGGUGAUCCACAGGUUUCUCGGAUUGGACAAGUCAUUGAGGGUGAGCCAUGGUAUCCAGCUGUGUUUGAGGACAACACUAUGCGCUGCAAGAAGCUCUACCUGGUUGAAUCACAUGGGGUGUUGCUGAUGGCACGAAGGAUGAUCUUGUGCCAGAUCAAUACCAACACUGGAGUGUGCGGCGAAGUUGUUGCUGGACGGUUUGAGGUUUUCAAGGCUGACUUUGAGCAUUCACGGUGGGUCAAGGUGUCAACUGUGGGGGCUGACCAAGUGUUGUUUCUAGGGCGAAGGUGCUCCAGGGCCAUGUCUGUGUCUCUGUGCGGAUUGUCGGGUGAUUGUAUCUUCUUCCUGGAUGAUGAGGAGGAGAAUCGUAUGGAUUACCGAUACGACGGGGAGAACACCUCUUUCUGCUUCUUUGAGAUGAGAUCUAACGAUGUGUAUUCCGCUCAUCCAUUUAUUUUCUGGAAGCGUUGUGAUGAGAAGCGUCCGGCUGCAUGGCUCUUCCCUCAGGACUGA
This is a messenger RNA of Triticum turgidum subsp. durum (durum wheat), 1215 nucleotides long. Lineage: Eukaryota; Viridiplantae; Streptophyta; Magnoliopsida; Poales; Poaceae. The record is from the annotation of a GenBank genome assembly.